Messenger RNA from Drosophila ananassae, 1081 nucleotides. RefSeq lists its product as uncharacterized. The record is from RefSeq and is a predicted model, not a curated record. The coding region runs from base 125 to 982 and encodes 285 amino acids. Lineage: Eukaryota; Metazoa; Arthropoda; Insecta; Diptera; Drosophilidae. The transcript has 6 exons.
AACUUUUUGUAAAAAAAACAACAGCACAGAAAUUCAUGUUACAAAUUCAAGUGAAACUUGAUAGAUAUAUUUUAAGUACAGGAUAAAAUUACACAAACACAGGACACACGAAAGGCAAUCAACUAUGGCAGACAAAAGUAAUGCAUAUUACCGAAAUGAGCGACGGAGGUUUGCCCUGAUCACAUAUUUGUUAACUGCCGUAGCCAUGAUUGUUGCACUUUUGGAGUGGUGUCUUUUUCAUUUCGUAGACGGUAUUAAUUCAUUUUUCAACGAUUACUAUUGGAUUGGAAGCAUAUUCGUUACAAUUGGCCUAAUACUCCUUGUGGUUUUUAUAUUUUUUGAGGUCUUGCGUUUUAACAAAAUGAUCAAUUGGCUAUUUGCACUUUUGAUAUUCGAAUGCGUCGUACUAGGCAUGGCCCCAUUGAUUGCUCGUCAAUAUAGAUAUCAAUUCCUGUUCAGCUUCCUGAUUUGGACCAUAGUUCUGAUACUUUUUAUUCUGAUCGGUACCUUCUUGCCGCUUGAUUUGACUUUGGAUGUAGUAGUAUUGUUUGUCCUCGCAGUCAUUGCCAUAAUUGGCGCCAUGUAUUUUCUAAUGCUUUAUAUCGUAUUUAAUAUGCCAUACUCUUUUAUAAUCGUACGAAUUUUUAUAGUGAUCAGCAUUUGGAUGUUUGUAAUGUAUCACGCCCAAAUUAUUAACGGUGGCAGAUUUGCCGAAAUGCGAUCAAAGGAUUAUUUCCUUGGUGCUUUAAUGCUCUUCAUGGACUUUUUGCUCAUGUACCUGUUUUCUUUUCAAUUGGCUCCCAAGUGGUCCGACGCUUGUGACAAAGAAAAUUCAGAUUUUUUGGUCGCCUUUAAGGAUACCACUAAGACUGAAGAAAUUGAAAGAAGACAAAGAGAGAAUGAUUAUACAGAGGGUACAGCGAGGGUUUUUGAACCAGAAAAAGAUGGCACCACUACUCCUACUACUACUUCUUUAUACUAGAAAGGGAGUCGUUGCCCAACACUGAUUGUGUUGGCGCCAACUAACACACACAAGCUGUCCAUGCAGCUGGAUUUUGGUUUGCGUUUUUCUCAUGGUGAA